AUGGUUGCGUCGUCAGUGGUGCUCACAGUUGUAAUCCUGAACUUUCAUCACCGCAAUGCAGAAACCCACGACAUGCCGAACUGGGUGAAGACGAUUUUCCUUCAAUGGUUCCCCUGGAUUUUGCGGAUGCAUCGCCCUGGCAAGGAGAUUACUCUUGAUUCCAUCAUCAUGAACAGAAAGCUGCAAGAGCUGAAGAGACAGCAGCAGCCUUCCAAGAGCUUGAUGUCAAACGUGCUUGACGAUGAUGAUCUCCGGACAGGAACCGGCUUCAUGCGACGCCCAGGCAUGGGUCCGGGCGUUGGUUUCGACGAUCUGCACUCAAUGACGCUCUCCUCGCACACUUCACAUCCCUGCUUAGCUGGUUCGCAGCGAGAAUUAGCCUUGAUCCUCAAAGAAAUCCGCUUCAUUACGGACCGGAUGAGAAAGAAUGAAGAAGACUUGGAAGUGACCAGCGACUGGAAAUUCGCCGCGAUGGUCCUGGACAGAAUCUGCCUCAUCAUUUUCACCCUGUUCACCGUCGUAGCGACCGUCGUGGUGUUCUUAUCAGCUCCACACUUAAUAAUCAGCUAUUCGGUUGACUUAAGUGUCCACGAAAUUGCGACGCCUGCGAUGGUUACACUUGCAACCGUGUGCGACCAAUCGAUUUAA
Notodromas monacha is the source of this 648-nucleotide messenger RNA. The record is from the annotation of a GenBank genome assembly. Lineage: Eukaryota; Metazoa; Arthropoda; Ostracoda; Podocopida; Cyprididae.